Messenger RNA from Leptidea sinapis, 4398 nucleotides. RefSeq lists its product as uncharacterized. The transcript has 10 exons. Lineage: Eukaryota; Metazoa; Arthropoda; Insecta; Lepidoptera; Pieridae. Bases 142 to 1824 code for a protein of 560 amino acids. The record is from RefSeq and is a predicted model, not a curated record. Gene Ontology annotation, molecular function: protein binding.
UCCGUACUGCGACUCAGUUUGGCGGACGAAGCGUCACAAUAUAGUCGUGUGUUGCCAACUUUUCUGUCCAUUUGGCGGGAAAUUACUUACGAUCGCGUCGUGUUAAAAUAUAAAUUUAAUUAAUUGUGAUUAUCGGCAAUCAUGAAGGCAUACGUUGUGUUAUAUUCUUUGGGCAUGCUGAUCGUUUUAACGAUAAGCUCCAUCGGUGUAGAGGCGGUGCUUCUUGGGUCCAAGUGCCGCUCCACGUCAGAAUGCUCGGCACCUAAGUCUCAAUGCACGAGGGGAUUCUGCGCCUGUCAGCCUUAUUAUGCACAAGUUGACAACUCAACAUGUCUUGAAUCUACUCUACUGGGAUCCGAGUGCAUGGUGUCGGAGCAAUGCACCAUGAAGGUGGCAUACAGUGCCUGCUUGGACGGAGUGUGUCGAUGCACGGAUGGCCAUUUACAAUUCAGAAAGCAUACAUGUCUUUCACCGGCUCCUCCCAACCACGUAUGCUAUAGUAACGAACAUUGCCGAUUGUGGGAUAAAGACAGCCAUUGCGAUUUUGUAAUACCAAAUCUAUUUGGUAGAUGUUCUUGCAACUCAUUUUUCAAACAAACUGGAGACAGAUGUGUUCCUGUCAAGAUUCCCACAUACGCAACUGAAGCAGUCAUUGCAGAACAAGAAACAGUUCAACCAGAUUCAUCAAUUGAAACUGCUAAAUAUGAAGCGGCUAGCUUGAAAGAUCAAACUCAACCCAACUUUGUUAUCGAUUCAGACAACGUAAAACCCAGCAGAAUACCAAUGUUUACAAGUAAAAAUGACGUUUUAAGUACCCAAGAAGAUAGUCCUUUAAUGCAAGCUGUGAUGAAAGUGCCAUCUGUUGAACAAAAUAAAAGGCUGCCGGUUUCUACUAGGAAGGAUGGUGAGCCAAAUGAACUUAUUGGGGUUCAUGAAAUGACAGCCAAUUUACAUGCGAACGAUCAACCGGUUUAUCGCGUUGUUACCCAGCCUUCAGUCGACAAGAAAGCUAACAAAAAGAGCGGAACGUCAAAGGAGCAUAGUGGAAGUAAACACAAAAGUGGUCAUCAGAAAAAAUCUUCGUUGAAGGAUAAACAAAGAAUUCGGGCUGAUGGUGUUCCAGAACUGGAUCUGGGGCCUGUGUCUUUAGGAAUGCCAUGUUUGGUCGACAAUCAGUGUCAGACUGUAGACGCGAAUACUAGAUGUGUUAAUAAACGUUGUGAUUGCACGUACCGGACUAACUCGACUUCAGCUUGCUCGGCCAGGAAUAGGGGCUGUCUUCCCGGGACAUUCCAAUGCCGAUCAACAGGAGCCUGCAUAAGCUGGUACUUCGUGUGUGACGGUCGUAAGGAUUGCCCCGACGGAUCAGAUGAGAAAUGCCUAGGUACUGGUAAAGACGGAACGGGUGAACGCUGUCCGAUGCACGCGUUUCGUUGCGGCGGGCCGGGCUCACCGUGCGUGUCUCGAGCGGCCCGCUGCGACGGGAAGGUGCAGUGUCCUGGUGGAGAGGAUGAGAGGAACUGUAGAGCUACCAGGCGCAAAGGAUGUCCGCGGCACACAUUCCGGUGCGGCUCUGGCGAGUGUCUGCCCGAGUUUGAGUUCUGCAACGCGAUCAUAUCGUGCAAGGACGGCUCUGAUGAACCACCGCAUCUGUGCAAUGAGCAGUCAAGAUGGCGUGCCGCAGACUUCUGUCCGCUUCGUUGUGGGAACGGUAGAUGUCGCAGCACUGCCGUGGCUUGCUCAGGGAGGGAUGGCUGCGGGGACAAUAGUGACGAGAUAGCGUGUUCAGUCUGCAAAUGUCCGUCGACACCAGAAACACCUUGAAAAUACGACGGAGCCUAAAGUUUCAAAAUAAAGAUAUAUAAUAACUAGACUACUAACUAAUGUCAAAAAGUCGCUGCCUGUGACGCCAUAGAGCACCGUCGAGCUAGAGAUACAGCCAAAAGAUCGGAACGCCUGUUUUACACGAGUACAGACUACAGAUUAUAGCGAUCACAAAACAGGCAUAAGCAUAGAUAAUACACUAUAUACUAGAGAUAGAUGUGCAACUAAUGUUUUUAUUUUGUAAAAUCAGUGUACCCAGGCCAAGAUAUGGCGCUGCAUUAUUAUUACUUUCUUAGCGUACCAUCGCUAGAUGGCGCUAAUUAUGUUUAUAGACCGUAUUGAAUGCAUAUUGGUGUAUGUUUUGUGUGGGUUGUAUUUAUUAUUCGUUUAUUAAGUUCAGCAGUCACCUUUGAAUAAGAACAGGCAAUCAAUGAUUACAACACGAUAGUCAAGUCUUGUUUUAAUAAGUAAGUUAAGUGAGUUUUUUUGCUAUCGCUAGCUCCAUCUAUCCAUCUAUCAUGUAUGUUAAAUUAUCGCCAUCGCAGUGAAGUUGCAGCGUACCUAAUAGAAUAGAUGGCAGCACUUUCAAUGGAAAUUUUUUUCAUGUGCCAAUGUAGGGAAGUUGCGCCCCCCUGGGCAUAAGUGCGACGGAAAGCACAACACACAUACCAUAUUAUAUUGUCCACGGGCAGCAAAGUUUUGUCAUUAGUGUUACAAAAAUAAAUAUUUUAAAUUUGUUAGUGAAAUAGAGCAGAUUCAGUUCGCAAUUGUCGCAUGUGAGAAUCAAUGUAAAACAAUAAUUUUUUUGUUUUUUUUUUUCAUUGCGUAUUUACGCGAUGAAGUCACUUGGUUCACUUGUAACUUAAAGUUACCCCGGAGCUGCGUCACCAAAUUAGAUAACGAUAUUAUGAUCGCUAGAUGUUCAUCAAGUUAUAAUUAUAAUUAAAAUUUGCUGUGUUAAAGUUACGAGUUGCAAAGAUCAUCUGAAAUAUAUUAAAUACUUUCAAAUUAUUCAUUACGUGUUUGUGCGAUGGAGUUACAAUAUCGUUCGCUCGUACGAUCGUUAUCCAGUUACGAUAAAAUAAUUGCAUAAUCAUAUAUAAACACAGCUUAAAUAAUUUUAUUUAGAAAUAUGUUUUACUUUCUUUAUCAGUAAAUGAAUAAGCCCCACUUGAGAUGAGACUGAAUGAAUGAAGUGUGGUAUUUAUAACACGCGAAUCAAAUGUGUUUCUUGCAUUUCAAUAAUUUAGUGAAUAUUUAAAACGUGUGUAAAUAUAAUUUAAUUAUUGUAAUACUUAAUUUAUUUGUGUAGAUAUAUUUCUAGAUUUACUCUGUUAAAACAACAAAUUAAUUUGUAGUUUUCAAAUUGUAACCUGUGAAUAAACUAACUAUAUUUCAUUUAUACUGUAAAGUAUUGAUGCCAUAAAGUGUCUUGGGCGAAUACUCAAUAAUAUAAUUGUCUCAAAUAUGUAAAACACUAAUAAAAAUGGGCUUUUGACGCACCUAUUCAAAUAGUCUACCGUAUUCUAUAUAAUAUGUAAUUCAAGCAGUACUGUUUUUAUAAAACUGACAAAUUUUGCCUGAAUUGUACUUUACCUUGUGUCUUGGGCGUCUUUUGGGCUUGUAUAAAACCAUAGAGUUAGAUUAUACUGUCGUAUAGACGACCUGACAGCCGGAUAAUACGUGACCAAUUUUGAUUUGUCAAUGUGUGCGUUAGCUGUAGUGGUUUAAUUUCAAAAUACUCAGGAGCUAUUGUUAAGCGUUUCUGAUUGCUUACGACUUGUCAAUCAAAAUCGAUUACAGAAUCGAUGAUUUCGCUUUCCUUUUCUUCCUUGCAGUAUCUCCAUUAGAUGUUUUUCUCUCUCGCACGCUUUGUUUCUCUAUACGUUAGUGUAUUGUAAGUAUUAAAGGAAAUAGUGCUCUGUACAUAUUUAUUACAUUAAUUAAUUUAUAAUAAAUGAAGACAUUAGUAUCAAUUAUUAGUAAAGUUUAACACGUGGCAAAUCAACGCCUCACAUUGUUCGAGACUGGCUCGAGUACGCCCACUUGGGCGUAAUAUUAGUUGCCGCACUUUGCGACUACACCUGAAAACCUGCGCCUGCUUCGGAAAAAUAAGUGCUCGUGAGAAGAACAUAAAACUAAAAGAAUCUCAAUUGCCACUCUUUUAAAGCAAUGAUUUUUAACAAUUUAUUAUUUUAUAAACUUAGGUAGGUACUGCAUCAUGUUCAUAGUUAAAAAAAACAUUUUAAAUAUGAAAAAUUUCAUAAAAAGUAAUAAACAAUAAACUGUAUAAAUCACCACCCACUCUUAAUUAAGCUCUCUAGUUAAGGUUUAAAAACCUAAAGAUUUCGUCGUUUAUAACGCUCAGCGAUUUUAAAAUUCAAUAAAACCUCCUGUCUCCGAACGAUGAAAAGUUCCACAACUCGGAAAGAUAUUCCAUUUUUUAAAGCCCCAAGUAUAAAGCAUUGUUUAAUUUUAGCAUUGUAAUUUGUACUAUAGUAAUUUAUAAUAAGUUUAUAAACGUGUGUGUGUGUGUAUGUGAUACAAAUAUAUUAAAUAAUUGAAAUUACUAAA